Cucumis sativus (cucumber) is the source of this 4647-nucleotide messenger RNA. Its product is annotated as zinc finger protein ZAT5. Lineage: Eukaryota; Viridiplantae; Streptophyta; Magnoliopsida; Cucurbitales; Cucurbitaceae. The record is from RefSeq and is a predicted model, not a curated record. The coding region runs from base 3199 to 4269 and encodes 356 amino acids. The transcript is spliced from 2 exons.
UAUCAUUAAACUAUGCCGUUUUUGAAAAUAUUAGAUCUAAGAUCAUGUCAAUUCUUGGAAUUGAUAAGAGAAUGACCAUUAUUCUGAAAAGGUGAAGGAGAUUAUUAUAUAUAUAUAUAUAUAUUUUAUGGUAAAAAAGAAGAAAAACUAAAGAAAUUUUGGAAGAUUAAAUGCUUGGAAUACAUUACUGCAUUCCUUUUCUUUCUUAAGAUCCCAAUAAUGAUGGAUUUUAAAGAAACUGUUAAAAUAAGCAUCCUUCAUUACCUCAAUUCACAAUUAUAAAUACUCACAUGUAAAACUUUUUCAAAUGAUUGCGAUUCAUCAUUAAAUUCAAAAUUAUUAAAACUAUAUAUAGGAAAAAGAAAAGAGGUAGACUUUUGAGGGAGAUUGAGUUUGAGUCUUCUUUCAAUAAUUAUAAUAUAUAUAUAUAUAUACAUAUAGCAUUAAAUAUAAUAUGAGAAAGUUGGUUAUAGUCACUUGCACACAUAGUUGUUCAUUACUUGCUUCCAAGCUAGCUCUAAUUAAUAUUCCCACGCUUCACUUCAAAUCUUUCAUAUAGUAUUGUUUUUUUUUUAUUAUUGAUCCAAAAUAGGAUGACUUCUGGCUUCAUUUCAACCAUUGAUUUAAUGGCUUUGGUUUUAAAAUUUGUUUUUAGGCAUUCUCUUUAACGUGCCACACACAAACAAUAUAUUAUGGACAUACCAAAUUAUUCUUCACUUAACACCAAAAUCUUGUAAAACCAUUGACUUUUCUCUCACCGUUUGAGACAAAAUAUGUAUUCUAUAUCAACAUUAAGAAUCCACCUUAUGCUCAUCAUUUAUGCAUGCAUCAUGCUCCGUCAACCAAUAAAAUCAAGACACCUAACCCAUUUUUUAAAACCAUAUUUAUGUCCAUCUAAAACUAGACAAGUUAUUUUUCUUUUUAAUUUAAAAUAUUUUUUAUGUUUAAAAGAGAUUAAUCAACACACAUUUGUUAAAAAUAUCAAAUUUGAUAAAAUAUUUACAAUAUACAGUAAAAUUUUAGAUCCUAUCAAUAGUAAACAUUAAUAGACACUUAUAUAUUUCUAUUAGUGGCAUUGAUAGAUAAUAAUAGAAGUCUAUCAAUGAUAAAAUUUAAUAUUUUAAACGUGUAAAUAUUUUAAUUUAUUUUAUUGUUUUUGAAAAUAUCCUGUGUUUUUAAAUAUUUUCAUUAAUUUCCUCAUUUGAAACUUUUUUUGUUUUCAUAAUAAUCAUUGGAGUAGAAAUUUGUUUGAAUUUUGGAUGGAAAUUAUCACCAAGUCUCCACUGUGCUCAAAUUCCAAAUUCUGUCCAAUAUUCUUAUUUUAUUUUAAAAUAGUUGUAAAAAGUCAGGGUAAUGGAGAAGUAGAGGGACAUUUGUCCUAAUUUUUAUAUUAUAUAUAUGUGUGUAUAUAUUGACCCACACAAACACACACUUUGUUACUCUUUAAAUGUGUUGAUUGUAUCACAUGCCAUGCACUAUUAAUCUUGGUAAAAUCAGAAGUGAAAUAUUAUUAUUGAUACCCAACAUUUUGAUCUAUAAUUUUCACUAAUUGAAUUGAGAGAUUAUAUUCAUAUGAUACUAUCGUCAAAUUUUCACUGGGUAAUUACUCUAAAUAGAUUCUUCCUACUCAAGUCUAUGCUAUAUAUAUACAAAAAGAACUUUGUUGAGUAUGAAGUCAAACUCUAACAUUGGCCCGAUUAUAUAAGUUUAUGUGUCACUUUCAUUAUGGGUUGAUAUGCCAAAUAUUUCUUAAUCAACAACUAAGUUCUUACUUGAUUCCAUCAAUCUAACUUCCCAAAGCUAACUAAUCCACCACUCUUAAGAUUUUAUUUCUCACUCCUACACAAGUUAAUUAAUGUCAAACAUUAGCAAACUAUUUGUUCCAAGCUUGUAAUAUAUCUUGCUUAAACUCUAAUUUCAAUAGCAUGAGUUCCUCAAAGCUUUCAUGUUUGUGUCUUGAUUAAUAAUUAUAAAUUUAUUUCACACAUAAUUAAAAUUAAUGGUGAACAUGGUAUAGAUAUGCUAGAUGCUAAAUUGAAAAUUUGAGAACUUAUGAAAUAAAUUUGAAGGUUGGGGACAUAAUAGGGCUAUUCGUAAUUUACCAAAUUAUAAUAUUAGUAGGCUAAAGGAUCGUCCAUUGAAUAAAUUUUACAAAAAAUGAAGAAAUUGUAGAAUAAUGAAGCAUGCUUGUGUUUUUGGUAAUGACCUAUGAAAGUUGUUCAAAUUAAUUUAAUUUAACUAAAACAAGGUUGAGUGUGUGUAUGGAUGGCUGAGUCAAUAUAUAUAUAUAAAGGCCCUCAUGAUGUGUGUCUUUUGUUGGAAACAAAGCACAGUUGUUCAAAAUUAAUUAUAAGCAUAUUCAGUAAUUGCCUAAAGAUACUCACUUAUCCAAAUCUUGAUUUGCUUCAAUUUUAUAAUACUCCAAAUAAAACCUUAUGAUUAGGUAACUAUUUGAUUCUUAUAUGCAUGUGUAUAUGAAAUCACUAUUCCAAAGAUAAACUGUAUGAUGCUGAGCUUUGAAUGUAGUUAAUUUUAUUGAAUUUACACUUUUGUUUAGUUAAGAAAUUAUGUUGCGGAGGCAUUUGAAUUUCUGUUAUCUUGAAUUAACUGUUAAUUAAUUACUUAUAAGAAAAUUAUUUGUAGAGUCUAACCUAAAUCUCAUCGGAACUACCCUUCGCUUUCACACUCUAUGAUAAAAUUAACAACUUUUCUUCUUUUCUAACAUAAAAUGAACAAAUUGUAUUUUUUACAUAAUUAAGUUGACACUUGAAAAGAGUAGACAGAAUAUAAAAUUUCUUCCAAAGAGAGAGAGAGAGAGAUUAUUAUUAAUAAUUUCAACACCCAUCUCAGGAACCAAAACAAUCAUAUGAAAGCUUGAUGAAAUAUGCAGUUUGUGAAACUCUCAAGUUAAGGGAUCAUAUGACAUGUGAAAACCCAGUUGUUAUAUUGUUAUUAUGGGCAAAGUUUGUUUUGAAAAAAAGAAAAGAAAGAAACUUAAAUAUAAGUGGCCAUGCAAUGUGAAGAAAAUUUGAAAGAAAUUAAAAAAGAAAAGAAAGAAAAAUAAUAAUAUUUAAGAUAGAGAGGAAGAAGAAGAAGGAGAAGGAAGAAGUAGUAGUGGGUGCACCGCAGAUUCCGUGGGUACAGCCUUGCACUCCAAUCAUCCCAUGCACAAAGGGUGGAGAAAAAGGAAGAAGAACAAUGGAAGUUGUUGAUCAUCAAGAAAAUUCAGAUAUGGGGUCUAAAGAACAACAACAGGCUGCUUUGAUUGCUAAAGGAAAGAGAACUAAGCGCCAAAGGCUUCAUUCUCCAAUCCCUUUUGCUGUUCCAACCAAUUCUUCUAGUGGGGAUUUAGGAGGAGUUGUUGUUGUUGUUGCUGAUCAUGAUGAUCAUCAUUCUGAUUUUGUACCACAGAAUAAUGAUCAUUACCAAAGUAAUACCAAUUUUUCCCCUUCUUCAUCCUCUGCUCAUGAUGAUCAAUUAGUGCAGCAAUUCAACAAUAAUACCUCCACUACUACUGAAGAAGAAGAAGAUAUGGCUAACUGUCUCAUUCUCCUUGCUCAAGGCCGACCUCCGUGUUCUCCACUGACAAAACAACUCGAUACCGGACCGUUUCAUCAUGUUACCAAUAAUGUUCGGAGAUUCUCAGCAGAGAAUGUUGAAAAGGGUGGGGGGGUUGGAUGUUAUGCUUACGAGUGCAAGACAUGUUAUAGGACAUUCCCAUCAUUUCAAGCUUUGGGAGGACACAGGGCUAGUCAUAAGAAGCCUAAGGCUAUGGAAGCUGAAAAGAAGCAUAUUUUAUCUUCAGAUGAUGAGGAGAUACAAUUCAAGAACAAUAAUAUCACUACUACACACUCACUUUCUUUGCAAUUGAAUCAGAGGGGAAGUUUGAAUAGCAGUGGUAAGGCUAAGGUUCAUGAGUGUGCUAUCUGUGGAGCUGAAUUUACAUCUGGGCAGGCUUUGGGAGGUCAUAUGAGACGCCACCGUGCCAUGCCGGUUGGGACAAACACAGCGUUGUCUCUGACUCCGAUGAACAUGGAAACUGAGGAUCAAAGACAACCAAAGAGACAACGAAGUGUUCUUUCUUUGGAUUUGGAUCUUAAUCUUCCUGCUCCUCAAGAACAUGAUCAAAGAUCAGAAUCAAAGUUCUUGAUGAAGUCAAACCAACAACAGCAACAACAGCAGCCACAACAACAACAUAAUAAACAGCAGCAGCAGCAGCAGCAACCACUUGUUUUUCCAGCCAGGACUUUGGUUGACUGUCAUUACUAAGGAUGGAUAAGAAUUCUAAUUUUUGUCCCCCUAAAAGACUUGAUGUGAUUAUGUGAAUUCAUCUUCUUCAUUUUUUUUUUUUUUGUUUGGAAAAUUUACCUUUCAAUGUCAUCAAAUUCUUUUAAUUUUUAUUUUUCAUUCUUUUUUUUUUUCCCUCCCAACUUUGAUCAAAACUGUUAUAAUGUAACUAAUGAAAUUGUUUUCUGUAACACUUUGUUAGAAUUCCCUCUAUGCUUUUUGGUCAUGAAAAUUGCAUGAAAGGGCAUCUUUCUUUUUCUUUUUUCUUUUUUCUUUGGGUUGGUUUGUCACCACCAUCACCAAAACUCAUGUUUUUUGUUACAUUUUUUUCAUUGAUAAGGAAUUUUAUCUCUUUCUCUC